GCAUGGAAUUGGACAUGAGGGGGCCGGAGCAGCUGCUGCCGUCGCUGCCGGCGUCGUCGACGCGUCAGUUGGUGCGCAGGCGCAGUGGCCGCGCUGCGGAGAGUCCGAGGGGCCAGCGGUGCAGGAGCACCAAUACCACCAAUACCACCAAUACCGGCAAGGCCAACGCCAACACCCCAACCGCAUCCACCGGCAAGUGGCGCCGGCUUUCGCCUGCCAGUUCCGGCAACAUAGCCGUGGUGCGACCAGGUGGUAGCAAUGACACCCGGGGGCAGCAGGAUCGCAGGCAUCCACGGGCGUCGCCAGUGAAGCCUCCGCGGCAAGCUCUGUCCGCCAGGUUGGUGCCGCACUCCAAUCCUUACCUGGAUGAUCAGUCCCCCAAGGAGCGACGACCCAGCGUCAGUCAGCGAAGUCAGCGAUCAGCGGUGAGGAACCGUAACCAGCACCACCCAACGUUGGCCGCCACUCGAACGGCCUUCGGUGGGCACUACACCGUGCCUCCAGCGCCACCAGCGCCACCAGCGCCACCCACUCUGCGAAGAGCUGCUCCACAGCCGCCUGGCAGCCAGAUGCGUCCAUGUCUGCGAGCAGUUCGCGCCAAGGUCGACUCGCAUCUGUGUCCCCACCUCGCCACCCAUCCGCGUUCGGCGCCCAAGCAGCAGCAACGGGAUCAGCCCAGCUGCCAACGACCUUGCCAGCCCACAAAGGGCAAAUCCUUGGCGGAGGCGCACCAGCAGUUGGAGCUGAUGCUUUCGAGGAUCGAGCGAGUCACCGACUAUCAGCCACCGCCACCGCCACCGCCUGUCGCGCAGUUCAGGAGAAGAGGCGCUGGUGCCAAGGUCGCCAAGGGGGUGAGCCGCCAGAUGGCGCAACCACCUCCAGUGCCAGCUGGAACGCCAAUGCUCAGCGCUCGUAGAAACAACCACAAUGGCGGAGGCGGCGCUGAAUUGGCGGAGGAUCGGGAUCGGAAUGGUGAUGGAAACGGUGAUGGAGAAGGGGAUCACCACAACAUUGCCAUACCGCUCGUCCAGAAUCCGCAGCAACUGCCGCCGGCGAAGCGGGAUGCACUGCUGCAGCUUCUGCAGCGGAGCGAGCAGCACGACAAGGGCAUCGUGGAUAUGGUGGGCGCCACCGGAGACGCCUCCCGGGACACCAUGCUCAUGCUGCUCCAGAUGAUACCCCUUAGCCUGACUGAUUCCCCGUAUAAGGAGAAAUUAUUGAAAGGACAUCGCCAACUGAAGGAGCGCCAGGAGAUGAAGGUGCUGGAGAAGGAACUGAAGGACGAAAACAAGGUGCACACCUAUAUGAAAACUGAGCCUAAAGUGCACGCCACCGGACGGUACAAUAGUGUGAGUAAUGCCCCAGAGUAUCGAAGCGUUCAGCAUCCGCUGACCGAACGCCAGGAGCAGGCGAUGCGGGAGCGGGCGCAGCUGGAACGGGACAAGCAGCUGGUGAUCAGCUGCCGCGAGAAGCGUCUUCUCAAGGAGCAGAUUAGGAAGCUGAAUGAUAGCAACCAGAUUAAGAAGAAUCCAACUACUCCCAGACCCACUGAUCCGUGGCAGCAGGUCCUCCAUGAGCGGGACCGCUUUCAAGCCAACUGCAAUCGCAGCUGUUUCUACAACAAUUCACACAGCUCAGCGCCCUGGAAAAUCUAUGCCAAAGUGGCUAGCAAGCUAAGCUCGCAGCUAAUCGAAAGCGUGGAUGUCGAAUUUCAUCGCAGUGUAGCCAAUUAUAUCAACGACAUUGUAGGCCACAAAGUGAACUGAUAAUGGCAACAACCUGCGACUGCCAACCCUUUUAUAUGAUUUUACAGAACUUAAUGUAGAGCUCUAUGCUAAUCUUAUGGUAUCGUGAAUAGUAACUUUAUUCCGCCACAAGGUGACAAAUUGUAAGUGUAGUAAAAUUAACAGAACUUUAAAAAUCCAUGGACAAAAAAUGAUGUAAAUAAAAA
Molecule: messenger RNA, 1951 nt
Organism: Drosophila santomea
Lineage: Eukaryota; Metazoa; Arthropoda; Insecta; Diptera; Drosophilidae
Product: WAS/WASL-interacting protein family member 3
Exons: 4
Coding region: 3-1766 (587 amino acids)
Source: RefSeq, a predicted model, not a curated record